This is a messenger RNA of Zophobas morio, 3054 nucleotides long. Its product is annotated as odorant receptor Or1-like. Gene Ontology annotation, biological process: detection of chemical stimulus involved in sensory perception of smell; sensory perception of smell. The record is from RefSeq and is a predicted model, not a curated record. NCBI's taxonomy places the organism in Eukaryota, Metazoa, Arthropoda, Insecta, Coleoptera, Tenebrionidae. Gene Ontology annotation, cellular component: plasma membrane. Gene Ontology annotation, molecular function: olfactory receptor activity; odorant binding. The transcript has 8 exons. The coding region runs from base 865 to 2946 and encodes 693 amino acids.
UGUUUGAUAGGUUGUUCAGUAUUCGCAGAUGAGACAAGAUUAAUAAAAUUCGUUUGUCAUGAUGACUUGCGUUUUUACACAACUGUGACAAAUUUUGAAGAUUACCUUUUGGUGCGGAGGCUUCAGAAGUUCGUUCGUUACUAAUCGCCGAAAGUUCAAUCACCAGGGUUUCCUUAAAUAAACGAAAAACGAUUAUCUCGGUUCGUGCCCUUAUUAAUAAUCUAUGUUUUCCAUCUGAUGGUUUUCUCAUGAAAAAAGUUUACUGAAUAUCGAAAGAAAAGUACUAAUUAGUGGUAAUUGAGGGUUUAGAAUUUAUGGAAAAAUAAUUCUCGGACGUAAGAAAUUUGAACCUAAUGAAUAAUAAAUAGAGGCAGUUGGCUUACACGGUUUAUUAAUUUUUGGCGUAGUGCAUUAUUACGUGAUCGGAAUUUUGUCUAAGUGUAUUUUUAUACGCACUAAUGUGUGAACUUGACCGAAUUAAAAAUACCUUUGGAUGAAAACUAACACUGUGAAGCCAAAAUAGUUUGAAAUAGUUUACGACUAUUUUUAGUUUUUUUGUGAUUUAAAUCUUGCGUGUGUCACUACAACCAGGGUUGAACGGAACAAAUUACUGCGUUUAAAAAUUCAAACUCUGAAUUAAAUUAUUUAUGGAAGCUGAAGGCGCAGCUGCAUAAAGACAGAAGACGAUUGGACAGCUACCAUUAAAUUAUAAAAUCCAGCACAACGUUCAGCGUAAAUCAUAUUUGUCUUGAGCUAAGCUAGUUCAUGUACUAAAUACAACUCGACAGAGAUUUUAAAGUCGCUGAAGCCUCUCGAGUGAAGUAUUUUUUGCUGUGUCAAAUUUUGCCUCAAUUCUAGGUCUCAAUGCAGAAAUACGACUGGGAGGAAAAUAUUAAAGUAAACAUUGUAACUCUAAAAAUUCUGGGACUGUGGCCGAAAGGUACCUACAGACUCGGACCUUACAUGGUGCACAUGAUAAUCCUUGUAACUCUAUUUCUACUAGCCCACAUUUUUUCCCAAACAGUGAACAUCUACUUCAUUAGAACAGACUUAGCGGCUAUCACAGGCACAGUCUACGUGCUUUUAGUCGAAGUAUUGGUGGUUUUCAAAGUCUAUUACUUCGUCACUAACAUGGGCAUGCUCAAACAACUCUUGAAAGAUCUAGAAACCGACAUGUUCCAACCGAAAAAUUCGGUCCAAAUUGGCGAAAUCGAGACAAGCAUUUGGUUCUGGAAGAUAAUUUACAAAGCGUUCUUGUAUAUGUGCAUUGGUACGAACAUGUUCUGGGCUGCUUAUCCCCUCUUGGAUAAAAGUACAAGUGGAAAAAGAUUGCCAUUUCUGGCUUGGUACCCGUUUGAUACAACAAAAUCACCUGCUUACGAGAUCACUUACAUUUAUCAAAUCGCUAGUGUCGGUUUUAUCACCACUGUCCACGUCAACAUAGACGCUUUAGUCGCCGCUUUGAACGUUUUCAGUGGCAACCAGUUUGAUAUUUUGUGUGAUAACUUGAGGAAUUUGCACAAACUUGGGGCAAGUGUGUUUGAUAAUUUUGUUUACUGCGUUGAGCAUCACCAAGCGGUUUUGAGUUAUAUUGAUAAGUCUAAUAAAUUUUUGAACUGGAUUUUGCUGGUGCAGUUCUUUGUAAGCGCCUUCUCCAUUGGGAUAACUAUGUUUCAGUUGACUUUGGUUGUGCCGAUGUCGAAUGAGUUUUACACGCUGUUUUCAUAUGGUGUUGCCAUCACAGUGCAGAUUUUUAUGUACUGUUGGUUUGGAAACGAGGUAGAAAUUAAGAUCAAAAUGGACAAAUAUGACUGGGAAUCCAACAUUAAGAUGAACAUUCUAACGCUACGUCUUCUAGGACUGUGGCCAAAGGGCGAUGACUACACACGAGGCCCUUAUCUCACAUACAUGAUUUUCCUUGUGGCAUUCUUCAUGAUCACGCAUCUUUUUUCCCAAACUUUAAACAUGUACUACCAACGAAAUAACCUACAAGUGCUCACAGGGACCGUCUACGUCCUCCUGGUCGAAAUGGUCUGUGUGUUUAAAGUCUACUACCUCGUCACCAACAUGGACAUGCUGAAACAACUUCUGAAAGAUCUGAAAACCGACAUGUUUCAACCGAAAAAUUCUGUUCAGAUCGAUGCCAUCCAAGAAAGUAUUAAAUUCUGGAAAAUCAUUUACAACUUCUACCUAUAUUUUUGCAUCGGCACGGACCUCUUUUGGGUGAUUUAUCCCCUUUUCGAGCUGUUUGGGCAUUCAAACAGGAGACUGCCAUUUUUUGCGUGGUAUCCCUUCGAAACGAAGGAAUCGCCAGUGUUCGAACUGACUUUUCUUUACCAGAUUGCUAGCGUUGUUUUUUUUACUACUGUUCAUGUCAAUCUGGACUCGCUGGUGGCAGCUUUGAACGUUUUUAACGCAAGUCAAUUUGAUAUUUUGUGCGAUAAUUUGAGAAAUCUUCACAAACUUGGCGAAAAUGUCGCAGUUAGUUUUGUUAACUGUGUUAAGCACCACAAAGUGACUUUAAGUUACGCUGACAAGUGUAACAAUUUUUUGAACUGGAUUUUGUUUAUCCAGUUUUUUGUAAGCGCAUUUUGUAUUGGUAUAACUAUGUUUCAGCUAAGUGUGGUGGUACCAAAUUCGAGCGAAUUUUACUCUCUCUUGGUGUACGGAAUCGCAAUAACUCUACAAAUUUUUAUGUACUGUUGGUUUGGAAAUGACGUAGAAGUCAAAAGCAACAAUAUCCCGUAUGCCGCUUUUGAGUGUGACUGGACAAAUUUUUCCGAAAGCUUAAAACGAGAUUUAAUAUUUUUUGCCAUGAAAGCCCAGCGCCCUGUCAAGUUAUCAGCUCUAAAUUUGUUUUAUCUUUCGCUGGAUACUUUCAUGAAAAUUAUGAAAACUUCGUGGUCUUAUUUCGCCCUCUUGAAUCAAGUUACUUCGAAAAAGUAAUGUUUAAGAAAUAAGUACUGUGUAAAUAAUUUAAAUAUGUAGUUAAAUGUAGUGGAGACUAUCAAAUUAUAAAUAAAAUAAAAAAUAAAUUAAGCACGAAAAAGCGUA